AUGCCCGACCGCUACUCGUUCAGCCCCAACCGCAGCUCUCAAUCUACUCUCACUCCUCCCGACUCGUCCGACAGACCAGAAGACUACGACUCGCUCAGCGGCGCCACUGAUCUGGAAGCCUACUACAACAGCGACAACGACUACACCUCGCACCUCUCGCGCGCCGCCUCCAUUUCGAGCAGAUACUCGAUCUAUUCAUUGUCACGCGUCAGUUUCGCUAGCCAGCUCGCCCAGCUCAGCUCCAUCCAACUCCCCGACGCAACCUCGCUAUCCGCACGUAUAUCAUGCAUGCCCACUUCUGCCAGCGCUGCAAACGCCUUGAAAGACUCGUCAGAUCAGAUCAGACGCUGGAUCCGGAAUGCACACGCCGUUCUCGACGGCUUGGACGCAGAAGACGAUGUUGAGUGGGCUGCUGCUGGAGGGAGAGAAGGCUUGGAUCAUGUUGACCGUGCCAUCGGCCGCUUCGACAAGGUUGUCAAGCUCUACAUACUCUCGGUUGAAGAGCUGCACUUGCGACACGAUAUUGCCACACUGCCCAGAGAUCAGGUCCAGGCCAACUCGGACGACAUGGAUCUUGUCAUUAAAGAAUGGCAAAAGAUCAAAGACUCGUUGGCUGGCGUAAAAGAGCAGGUCGAGAUUGCCAUGGAGUGGGAAGAGCUGUCCAACUCUGUCGGUACUGGAAUAGCCCACGAACUCGACGACCUGGCUGGCCUAGUUUUCGAGAUGGAAGAGCAAAGACAUCUGUCCGUCACGUCGAGUUCAGCAGAUGCCGCCCAGCACGUCGAUCUCGACGAAUUGAAGCACAUCGUCGACGAAAAGGCUGGCACCAGCAAAGUCGCUCCCAACCCUCGCUUGAGCCUACCGGCCCCCUUCUCACCCACCUCUACCUUGCAAACAACGCCUACCAUUGGAAACAUGGAAGAUAAUUUGCUCGCUCUCUUUGCUCGGAUGCAGCCUCUGAGAGCAUCCCUGGACUUUCUACCCAUGCGACUAUCUGUCUUCCAUUGCAGAGGCAACAGCGUCUUCCCUACCGCCUGUCUGCAUCUGGAGGGCAGGAGGGAUUCUCUCGAGGCUCAAUGGAAGAAGCUUGAAGCUGAUGCCGAGGCCUUACGGCGUGAACUCGGCGAGGACCGUUGGCUCCUAGUCUUCCGCAACGCUGGGAGGCAGGCCUUGAAGAUGUGCCAAUCCGUCUCACGAAGUGUACAAAAGCUCGCGACAGCUCUCGAUCAUGACGAGCAGCGUACGGAUACGGCUGCGCUAGCGAAGAAAGUCGAGAGCUACGAGGCCAAGAAGAACCAUUAUGGUACCGCGAUUGAGAGAGUGCUUGCCAUCAUCGAUCGUGGCGUGCUUGAUCGAUUGACCGUCAACGGCGAGAUCUUGGGCCUCCAGUCGGACAUGAAGCGGAAAUGGGCGAGCAUCCAAGCAGAGAUGCGAGAGCUGGACUCACGCCUGCUAGGAGUGAACCUCGAUGUCAGGAAUCAGCAGCUACGAGACUCUGUCAGCACCAUUGUCUCGUCCGAGCAUUCAAUGACCAGCAGCUUCAUGGACACGCCUAGGAGCUCGUCGGCCUCGUCUGUAAGUCGACCUGACAUGACCCCCCGACGUGAAUCUCGCUUCACCCGCUUCGUUAGCGCUAUUCCGCGCAGGACACCGCAGUCAAAGCCCAAGGAUUACAAGUCGUCUUUGAACCACAAGACCUCGCGAGGUAACCUGGCUUCGGGUGGAGCUACACAUACGCCGUACACGCCUCCACCCCCAGUGGAUCCACUCAUUCGCCAGUUCAAAGCUCCAGAGAACAAGCCUCGAUGGAACCUCGCAACCAACACAAGAAGCACGUCUCUCCAAUCAUUGCAUCCUGCAUCGUCGGAGCCUUCCACAAACCGAAGAGUGACGCUUCCUCAUCGGCCGACGACUCCGCACUCGACAGGCUCUAAGAUUCCUACUCCGAGUUCGUUCAGCCGCAGUACAAACUCGCCAGUGCCUUACACUCCAGCUACGCCUUCACGACGCCUCGUGUCGACACCUUCAAGCUCGCCAUUGACCCCACGAGCAAACAGCCAGCUGGCAUAUCGAUCCGUUUCGUCAAACGCAAAGCCUCGAUCGACCUCAUUCUCGUUAUUGCCAGGCGGGAACCCACUACGGGCUCCUUCAUCCCUUCGCAAAACCAGCUAUCUUUCACCAACUUUGGACAACCACGACGAGAACGAGGAUUACGCGAAUGCAGACAGACUAGCUCCUGGUCGCCAGAUUAGAGCUGCAAGUGCUCUGGGUAGUGCCGGCGCCGAAAGAAAGACCAGUGGAAAUUUGUUUGGCUUCUCAAGGACCAAGCAAGGCAGAAGUGGGAGCAGACUCGACACCGCCGCUUCUGCAGGUGCAGUGGGAGAGUGA
Aureobasidium namibiae CBS 147.97 is the source of this 2388-nucleotide messenger RNA. Its product is annotated as karyogamy protein. The record is from RefSeq and is a predicted model, not a curated record. The transcript has a single exon. Gene Ontology annotation, cellular component: spindle pole body; cell cortex; mating projection tip. Gene Ontology annotation, biological process: nuclear migration along microtubule; mitotic spindle orientation checkpoint signaling; establishment of spindle localization. Bases 1 to 2388 code for a protein of 795 amino acids. NCBI's taxonomy places the organism in Eukaryota, Fungi, Ascomycota, Dothideomycetes, Dothideales, Saccotheciaceae.